Messenger RNA from Ostrea edulis (European flat oyster), 3356 nucleotides. RefSeq lists its product as uncharacterized. Lineage: Eukaryota; Metazoa; Mollusca; Bivalvia; Ostreida; Ostreidae. The coding region runs from base 206 to 1957 and encodes 583 amino acids. The record is from RefSeq and is a predicted model, not a curated record. The transcript has a single exon.
GAAAAUAGCCCCAGUAAUACCUAGCAAUGGAUUCCCCCAAUAUAACACCUGGAAUGUAAGUAACAAAUGAUAGUUAACCAAAUAUGGAUUUAAUGAAACUCAUUUAAAACUCAAUUGAUAAUUAUUCUUUUACUCUAUCUUAUCAUCAAAGUUUCUACAUUAUAGCUAUCAUACUUAUUUUGUCAGUGAAACAGGUAUACAACAUAUGUCAGAGUCUGUGUUUGUGGGACUGUGUCGUACAGUGGGGACCUCACAACAGGUGGCAACGAGGAGAGAUGUGACAGACAUUAAAGAGAUGGUGAGGAAUAGAGUAACGACAAGUAACGAGAACACGGUGAUGAUGAGUGGAAGUCACAGAGAAGGAUUCAGAAUGGAGGGAUCUGAUAUUGAUACCAUGUAUUGGUAUAACAACCAACCAGUGAUCUGGGACUUAUCUCAGACCCAGUUUUACAAUGUACACAGACAAUCCCUGAUUCUCUCUGUCUCAUCUGAAAGUCCACCCGGAUUUACUUUACUUCAGUUACUGUCACCAAGAGCAAGCAACAGAGUUAUCUUAGCAUUAGUCAAAAUGAAUGGUGAACUAUAUAUAUCUAGUUCAAAAUACAGAGAGAUCACAUGUUCUCUUAUAACUCCCAACUCUACAGUACAUGGUCCAUGUGGCAGUGGAGCUAUAGGGACACUAGAAUAUGAUGAUGCCCAAUGUUUUGUUUGUGACUUUUGGCCUCCGUCUGCCUCUUCAUGGAUAGACAGAUGUCACAUAUGGCCCCAGCCACAGGUUGUCAGGGACAUAGUCAGAAGUGGAUGUCACUUUGUAGCAAUAGGACACAAAUUAGGAAAUUAUGAAAAUGAUGAAUGGAGAAUUUCAUUUUCUUUGGCAGAACAAAAACUUGUGUACUCAAUGAACCACUGUCAAUUCUUGACUUAUGGUUUGCUGAAAUUGUUCUUAAAAGAAGUCAUUAACAAUGGAUUAGGUGAUAAUGAGAAAUUACUGUGUUCCUAUCACAUGAAGACAGCAGUUUUCUGGACGAUUCAACAAAACACAAUACCUAACUGGUGUCCACAGAAUCUCCUGAAAUGUUUCUGGUACUGCUUUAAACUCAUCCUUAAAUGGGUGUAUGAGGGAGUCUGUCCUAACUUUUUCAUUCCAGAAAACAAUAUGUUUCUCAGUAAUAUCCAUGGUGGAGCACAAAACAGAUUAUUCAUUACACUGUAUGGUUUUUAUGAAAAAGGUUUAGCAUCCCUGCUACACAGUCCCUCCCUCGGGUCUUAUAUCAUGAAUGUCCUUUAUAACCCCAGACUCAGUAUUUGUACUGAUGAACACACUCUGGUAUCUGAGACCGAGUUUGAUAAAGAAAUGUUCAGUGAGAUGUGGGUAAGAAAAUCAAUACCCUCAUCAGACCUCUACCUGAUCAGUAUGAAAUACUUAGACACAAUAGAACAGUUGAUAUUCUCACCCCUGACACAGUAUCAAGUUCUCACGUUACAGGUAUUUACAGCCUCCAUCCUUCACAGUGCUGCUUUUACAUUACAAAACAUGUACAGCAACACCACUGAAAACAAGCUGAUGUAUAUUGCUGACAGAACGUCCUGUCACAUGUUGAAACUCACAGCCAAGUUUGGGUGUAUUUCUGACAGGUUGUACAUUGCAAUGUUUUAUUACAAGACACUCAGAUACACAGAAGCCCUGUCUGUGAUAGAGAUGACAAAGGUCAACUUAGCACAGUCAUAUGUGAUGUAUAACAGGACCGUAGACACAGAGAGGUAUACCGAGGCUGUAGGGGGACAGUCCUGGUCUACAAAGUUAAGACAUUCUGUGGCUUGGAAUAUCAAAUUACACAACAGAAUCAUUUAUAUCAAUGAAUUAAUGACAGAGCAGAGUUUUUCCUUACAGAACCGUUUCCCUCACAUGGUUAUCCCGCCCCUAGUUGUGUUACACAUGCUGGAGUUCCUGUGUUAGAGACAUAUUGACACAAUGAGAGCACAAACAGCUCUUAAUGAUCUAGAGGUCCUAGUUCACCAUGAUCAGGGGGUGUAUGUAGGUGUGGAAUUAAGAGACAUAUCAUGGCAGAUCCUAGGUAUCUGUCAACAGAUCUCAGGGAACCUCCAGGCUGCUCUAUACUCCUACCAACAAUCACUCAGACAAUUUCCAAACAAUAAAAUACAAAGUGCUACACUAAUGAGAAUACAAGAACUUGGAUAAGUACAAUAUUGAUUGAUUGAUUGAAUAUUGUUUAACGUCCCUCUCGAGAAUAUUUCACUCAUAUGGAGACGUCAUCACUGCCGGUGAAGGGCUGCAAAAUUUAGACCUAUGCUCGGCGCUUAUGGCCUUUGAGCAGGGACGAUCUUUAUCGUGCCACACCUGCUGUGACACGGGACCUCGGUUUUGGCAGUCUCAUCAAAAGAACCACCCCAUUUAGUCCGCCUCUUACGACAAGCAAGGGGUACUGCAUGAGGACCUAUUCUAACCUGGAUCCCCACGGGACAGUACAAUAUUGAACAUUUAAAUAGUUUAUGUGGCUUUCACAAAUAAAUUAUUGCCAAUGACACUUCAUCAGUCAACUAAGUCAAAUGUGAGGACUUCAGAUAUUUGUGUUAUAACCUGCUUAAUAUGGAUUAGAUAAGUUGUCAGCUUAUUUCAUUUAUGUCUAAUUCAUCAGUACACAUGAAACUUCAAAAGUCAGUCUGGAUUUUUACACCUAAAAUCCUAAAUUCUCAUGCGUGGCAAUAUUUGGUAAAUCAAACAUAAAUUAUUAAAAUAUUUUUACAUCAGUACAUCUGAAGGCUGAAUUAUUAGUAAAUAGAUUUUUACAUCCAAAUUCCAAAAGUUACACUAAAAUACUUCAUGUUAAAUUUAUUUUGUAAACAAAUUUGCAAAUGAACAUGAAUUUUUAAACCAUACAUGCUGGAAUCAGAAAGAAACCCGAGAGAAAUAAAUUAUAUAGUUAUUAUGAAAUAUUUUAUGCUUUUAACCCAUAGUUGCUUUAAAUACAUGCAUACAUGUAUUUCUAAUCAGUUAUUAGUUGUGUUUACUGUAAAAGGUUCCUCUUGUAAUCAUUUAAAUCAAAGUUUUAUGUACAAGUCGAUAUUGGUCAAUAAUCAUGGAAAAUACAAUGUACAUGCUGGAACAAAAGGUAUUUCUGCUAAAUAUCCCGGUAUUUGAAAUAAAAAUUUAUCAUAUCUGUUGUGUUAUUUCUCUCUGCUGAUACUCUAUAUGUAAAGUCUCUCGAAUUCUUUAAAGUUUGAAGUGAGAGAUAGAGAUAUCUUAUUUUAAUGGAAAUUAACCUUUCAAUAUACAUCUACAUGUGAAUUUCUGAGUUUUUUUUAGUGAAUAAAAGUAAAAACAAAACAAAAAAAAA